Molecule: messenger RNA, 1371 nt
Organism: Harpia harpyja (harpy eagle)
Lineage: Eukaryota; Metazoa; Chordata; Aves; Accipitriformes; Accipitridae
Gene: ACBD4
Product: acyl-CoA binding domain containing 4
Exons: 10
Coding region: 83-1177 (364 amino acids)
Biological process (GO): fatty acid metabolic process
Molecular function (GO): fatty-acyl-CoA binding
Source: RefSeq, a predicted model, not a curated record
UGAUUGGUCCCUGCGCUCUCCCCUCAGGGAGAGACGCACCGGGGCCGGUGUCGGUGUCGGUGUCGGGGCCGGUGCCGGCGCCAUGGAGGAGGCGGGUUGCGGGGCGCAGUUCCGCGCCGCCGUUCAGGUUAUCCAAGGGCUGCCCCGGAGCGGUUCGUACCGGCCCUCCUAUGAGGAGAUGCUGCGUUUCUACAGCUACUACAAGCAGGCGACGGCGGGGCGCUGCCAAGGCCCAAGGCCCGGCUUCUGGGACCCCAUCGGCCGGUACAAGUGGGAUGCCUGGCACAGCCUGGGGAGGAUGUCCAAGGAGGAGGCGAUGGCGGCUUAUGUGGCAGAGAUGAAGAAGGUGGCCCAAAAGGUCAUUGACACGGUGCCCAUGGAUGAGACGACGGAGGAGAUGUUCGGGUACUUCGAGCCGCUCUACGAGGUGAUCCACGACAUGCCCCGGCCCCCCGAGGCCUUCUUCAAGAGGAAAGGGGGCAGUCAGGAGCGGACGGCCAACCCCAGCCAGGACAUCCCAGCAAGCAGCCCAGCUCCGGAGUGCCUGGAAGACACCCUGCCCGGGGAGCAGCGGAAUGGGCAGAACAUGCCAGGAGGUGGGCUGGCUCCUGCCGCCGAGGCGCUUGAGGGUAGCCAGGUGACCAGUGACUCCGAGGGGGAUGUGUACUGCGAUACCCUGGAGCAGAUGGAGCCUGAGCAGGCUGGGCAGCCGCUAGGUCUCUCCCCGAAUGGCGUCCAGGCCGGGCCUGAGCCCCCAACGCCCUGCGGCGCUGGGCAGGGAGAGCGGGGUGAAGGAAGAAGACUAGAGGGGAGGAGCAGCGCUGGCCUCGCAGCCCUUGGCUCUGAGAGAGAUCUCCGCCUCGCCGGAGGAGAGCGGGACGCCGGGAGCGCCCCCGAGCUCACCCUGGGGCUGGCGGCGGAGCUGGAUGCCCGCGUGGCCGGCACCGUCCGAGCCCUGCAGGACAACAUGCGGCGAGUGUUGGAGCGCCUGAGUGAGCUGGAGACGCUCGCCUCUGUGCAGGGGGACGCAGCUGGGACUGACCCUGGCCAGCCGUUUGCCCCACAGGCAACGUCCCUGUGGCCCCUGCCCGUCUCCCCACGCACUCUGCUCUUCCUCGUCACCUGGCCCUUCAUCACCCAGUGGCUGCUGCACCGCUGGCAGGGCAGGAAGAGGUGACCGCCGUGUCCCUGCUGCCACCACCGGCCCCGAGACGGGGCGCAGGACAGCCCCGCUGGGCCACCACCACCCCUCCUUCCCCAUCCUGCUUAGCACGAGCCGGGGAAGCGCCACGGGAUCGACAAGGGAAUGGCCUCACCCAGCCACGGGGUCUCCUGCAGGCCGGGACCCCAGCCCCGAGGGAAGGGGAGCCA